Molecule: messenger RNA, 1548 nt
Organism: Salvelinus sp. IW2-2015
Lineage: Eukaryota; Metazoa; Chordata; Actinopteri; Salmoniformes; Salmonidae
Product: myelin protein P0-like
Biological process (GO): myelination
Cellular component (GO): plasma membrane
Source: RefSeq, a predicted model, not a curated record
GGACAGUAGGGUUCUGUUGUUGUCCUCUGUCCUGGCACCCUGCAUCACUCUGUCCUCUCUCUCCAUCGCUCCAUAGCGGGACUCCUCCAUCUGCAACAUCCCUUCAGGAACCCAAAGAGUCAGGAACCAUGCUGACCAUUUUGGCGCUGGCAUCGGUCAUACUGCUUGGAAUAGUGCCCCAGCAGUCGGAGGCCAUCGUCAUCUACACGGGCUGGGAGCGUCACGCCCUAGUGGGGUCAGACAUUCGUCUGUCAUGUUCAUUCUUCUCCUGGCGCUGGACUUCCGAUGACGUCACCUUCUCCUGGAGCUACCGGGCCGACGGAUCCAGGGACACCAUCUCUGUCUUUCACUACACUGGUGGAGCCCCCUAUGUGGACAACAAGGGACAGUUCAGAGACAGGCUGGAGUUUGUGGGGAACCCCGGUCGCCGGGAUGGAUCCAUCCUACUCAAGAACCUGGACUACGGAGACAACGGCACCUUCACCUGUGAUGCCAAGAACCCGCCUGACAUAGUGGGACGCGCCUCCAGUGUCAGACUGCUGGUCUUUGAAAAAGUUCCCAUCCAGGCCGGAGUGAUCACGGGGUCCAUCAUCGGUGCGGUGCUGGGUCUGUUGGUGCUCGUCGUGGUCAUCUACUAUCUCAUGAGGUUCCUGGUGGCCCGCAGAGUCUUCAACCUCAGUGUCAGCAAACAUGGAAAGAAAGGGAAGGGUAAAGAGGGAUCACAGCAGAGACAGUGAUGGACACCUCUCCUCUCCUCCACCCCCCUGAUCACCAACACCCCUCUCACUCCCCCACCAAUGCCACCACACCCCUGCACGUUCAUUCACCCACCAUUUCUGCUGGUUGGAAUGCCACGUCGCUGUCUUCUGCCCAACUAUUGGCCAAGGAUGGAAACUGGGCAGAAUCAUCCUCAUUAGUUCUCAUUGAAGACUUUAAUUUAGCUAUAGCUCUCUGCCGGUGGCAAAAGUGUGUGUUUUAUGUGUCUAUGUGUCUAGUCAGACUGUCAUGUCAAACAAAAGAUGAGGGAAAACUGUGUAUAUGUAUGUCACCCUAAAGUAAAUAGAUAUACAUUACAUUUUACUUUACAUGUGCACGAAAACACAUGGAGACCAUGUUUUGUUUACGAGAGGCAGACAUGUGAUAGAUCUUCUUAUGACAUUUGAUCACAUUUCUGCUCUUGUAUCUGGAGAGGGAUUCUGUGUGGCUGUUCAUUUUUUUUGGUGCAUAUUUUCCAGGGGCGMAAAAUAAAAUAAUGUUUCAUUUCAGGUGUUUGUAAGCUGCAUGGGGCUACAGGAGGCACUGGCACAGUGAGGGGGAGAUUAUGGGGAGGACAAGGGAGGGAAACUUCAGAUGUUGCCCGUGGUAAUGUGAUUGGAAAAAAAGAAGGUGGUUGCUGGGAUGAAAAUACUUUGGCGAGAGAGAGACUUAUCUUGUGUGUUAAGCCAAACCAAAGUCCAUAUGUAUCAGUAAAGAUAAGGCCUCAGCUCUCUCUUUCAAGAUCCUUACCCUGAGCUUCUGUUCUGAAGGAUUGUUAGGGUAUGCAUGGUG